GUCAGUUUUGUAUGAGCUGGGCUGAUAGUGUGAAGCCACGUGGCUGUGCCCCACUGAGGCAUGAGUGUGGGAAGGGCCCACCACCACAGUUUCGUGUCCAGUGAAGAAGAAGGCCUGAGACUAAGUACCAUGCCUGCUGUGGGCAGUUUUGGCAAUGGCAAAAUUCACACAAGACGUAAAUACCAUGGGCGGUUUGUCACCAAGACUGGCCAAUGCAACAUCCAUUUCUCAAACAUGGAUGAGAAGUCACAGCGGUACAUAUCUGACAUUUUCACAACUUGUGUGGACAUCCGCUGGCGAUACAUGUUCCUGCUGUUCAGCCUGGUGUUUGUGGUGUCCUGGUUAACAUUUGGCUUGGCAUUCUGGGUCAUUGGCCUCCUUCAUGGUGACAUGGAACAUCCUGGAUUGGACGACAGUUUUGUUCCUUGUGUCAUGCAGGUCAACACCUUUGUGGCAGCUUUCCUGUUCUCUAUUGAGACCCAGACAACCAUUGGGUACGGUGCUCGUUGUGUGACAGAGGAAUGCCCGGCUGCUGUCUUCAUGGUGGUCUUUCAGUCCAUCAUUGGCUGCAUCAUCGAUGCCUUUAUGAUUGGCGCUAUCAUGGCCAAGAUGGCGAGGCCCAAAAAGCGUGCGCAGACUCUACUGUUUAGCCACAACGCAGUCAUCGCUUUGCGUGAUGGGAAGCUGUGCCUCAUGUUUCGGGUUGCUAAUCUAAGGAAGAGCCAAAUUGUAGAAGCUCAUGUGCGCGCCCAGCUUGUUAAGCCCCGUUACACAGAGGAAGGCGAGUAUAUCCCCCUGGAUCAGAUUGACAUGAACGUGGGCUAUGACAAAGGCACAGACCGCCUCUUCCUGGUUGCACCCCUUACUGUCAUACAUGAGAUUGAUGAAGAAAGUCCACUGUUUGGCAUCAGUAAGCAAGAUCUGGAAAUGUCUGAUUUUGAGAUAGUAAUUAUACUUGAAGGGCUGGUGGAGGCCACAGCUAUGACGACGCAGGCACGCAGCUCUUACCUGUCCUCGGAGAUCCUGUGGGGUCACCGCUUUGAGCCUGUCAUCUUUGAGGAGAAGAACCAGUACAGGAUAGAUUAUGCCUACUUUCACAAAACAUUUGAAGUACCAUCUACCCCCAGAUGCAGUGCUAAGGAAAUGGAGGAGAGAAAAUUCCCAGCAUCUGGUGCCAACUCCUUCUGCUAUGAGAACGAGCUGGCCUUCAUCAGCAGGGAUGACGAGGAUGAGGGAGAUGAAGAGAAAGAGGAAGACAGAAAGUAUUCAUCAGAACUGGUGAAUGAGCCAAUCACUCCUAGAGGUGAGCAAAUUUCCUCCGGUAGAGAAGCACAGGUUUAA
Messenger RNA from Xiphias gladius (swordfish), 1341 nucleotides. RefSeq names its product potassium inwardly rectifying channel subfamily J member 12b (gene kcnj12b). Gene Ontology annotation, cellular component: plasma membrane. Bases 61 to 1341 code for a protein of 426 amino acids. NCBI's taxonomy places the organism in Eukaryota, Metazoa, Chordata, Actinopteri, Istiophoriformes, Xiphiidae. Gene Ontology annotation, molecular function: inward rectifier potassium channel activity. The transcript has a single exon. The record is from RefSeq and is a predicted model, not a curated record. Gene Ontology annotation, biological process: regulation of monoatomic ion transmembrane transport; potassium ion import across plasma membrane.